Porites lobata is the source of this 13006-nucleotide messenger RNA. The record is from the annotation of a GenBank genome assembly. Lineage: Eukaryota; Metazoa; Cnidaria; Anthozoa; Scleractinia; Poritidae.
AUGGUGUUCAGCAAUGUGAUUGUUGGCGUCACCAUUCCUCGUCGUUCGUUUGUGUUCGGUCGGUCGCGUGCUAAGGUUUUUGCUGGUUUCACCAAUGUAAGAAGCCUGGCAGUCGCAACAUUUGAUCUUGUAUACUGCUCCCUCUCUGUCCUCCGGUUUGUCUUUGUCCUUGACAUUAGUAAGCAGUCGUCGUAAAGUGGUUAUCGGUUUGUGUGCAACACGUAUAUUGUAAGGUUGUAGUAUACGUGCGAUAGUUUCAGAGGUGCCUCUGAUGUACGGUAUAGUCGCUGUCGUAACAUUGCCAGAGUUGACGUUGGUCUGAGUGUUGGAAUCAGUGUUACUGUGAGUGUUCCGUUUAACAAAGUCCGUGUUGUAAUUGUUCUUACUAAAAACGUUGUUAAGAUAAUCAGUCUCGUGUUGUAGGCUGUCAGGUGAGUCGUAAACUAGUUGCGCUCGUCUCGUCAAAGUCCGGAUAGUAGUAGGCUUGAUUUUGUUUUCCACAAAUUUGUUUUCCAGGCCUAAUCUACUGUGAUCAAGAACCAUUACGGUUAAUAAGGCGUUCCAAACUAAAUCGUCCUUUUCCAAUUAAGCAAAUUCCGCUAAAAAAGGGCAAAUAAGCCUGUUAGACAGCAAAAUUUCCGACAGAAUACUGGAGAUCAAGGGUUUCUUACAGUAACUAAGGAACACACAGUUGAAAACUAGACUAUUUCAUUAAAUUUCUAGCGGAAGGUACAGUUUUUUUGACAUCUAAAAGAACAAUUUUUCGGCGGACUGCGUUUAAAUGUCAUCUUAUACAAAGAAAACAGGUACGAAACCGUCGGAACCCUGCACAACACUCAAAGAAUACCAUACAAAAGCGUUAUAAAACGCGGAACCCUUUUUUAUUCCGUUGAUAGAAGCGUGUUGGUCGUCCUUCUCAACAAAACAAAUUUUCGUGAUAAGUAGAAAUAAAGAAGGCUUCGUAAUAAGCAGAAAUAUUAUUUGGUGUUAAGUAAAUUGCGACUAACAGCCAGGAAAUUAAGCGCUGUUAUCUUUAUUUUUGAGUCCGAUUUUCGGACCCCACAUUUUUCUUUCAGUCCACCAUUUAUGGGUCGUGGACGACGAUGGAUAUUUUUUGAGUCUGAUUUUCGGACCCCAAAUUUUUCUUUCAGUCUACCAUUUCUGGGUUGUGGACGACGAUAUGGAUGAAUAUUUUUUUAGUCCGAUUUCGGACUCCAAAGUUUUCUUUCAGUCUAUUAUUUCUGGCUUGUGGACGACGAUGGAUAGUUUUUUUGGGUCUGAUUUUCGGACCCAAAAUCUUUCUUUGAGCCUACAAAUUUAUUGAUAAGAGCUACGAUCUCAGGUGUAUUUUGUGCUUUUUUGGCGUUACCAUAGUAACGGUUUAUAAGGAAACUCUGUGCAUGGGGUCUAACGUCAAUAAUAACGGAUGUUUUGACUUCCGCAACAAAUAUACAUUGCCGAUGUACUUAGAAUGUGCUUCCAAUUGAUAUUUACUAAUUCUCGAGAACCGUUUGUAUAAGAUUUUUUACAAAUUUGCAAAUCAAACCAUUCCAUUGUCUUGUAACGAAUCAAGAUAGUUGUCAUAAUUGUCUCUAAACCCUAUUUUCCUAUUGGUACCAAUUAAAACCUUUGAAAAAUCAUGUCUUAAAGAUUAAACGUUGUUCAAAGAUGAAACUAUGGAAAGUCAUGAACCUUUAUAAGCUCUUUUAGAACAUUUUCGCGAAAUGAUCCUUGUUUCCAUGGCAAAGGUUGCUAAGAUGCGUUUUUUGUAAGCAAUGCCCCUUUUAAAGAAGAUCGAACAGAGAUAUGGGUUGAAUAAGAAAAAUGAAAUAUAUUUUUUUUUACCGGUUUGAGGAAUGCUGAAUGACUCCCUAAACUUUUUCCUCAUAUGCCUAAAGAUACAAUCAUUUGGCUAAAAUGUGAUACAGUAUCAACACAAACUACUCGUUAUAGGUAUUUUUUUAGUGUGUUUCUAGAAAUGUUAAUCACUGCACAAUCUUUAGUAAAGAUCUUGGAUACAAAUACAUAUGUUUUGAAACGGUAUUGUUAUAUUUGACGUUAUUAUUAUCUCUGUGUCUUGAGAGGGUGUUUGCUUUCUUUCAUGAGUAUUGUACUGAAAAUUUAAUACAAAAUUAUUGAAAUACUUAAUUUUUAGUUGCUUAGUUUUGCUCUUAAAGCUUUUACAAUCAACUUUUAUGUGGGUUAUUUUUUCCUUAAAUUCUCUUAAGUUUAUUUCUUAUCCAUUCCGCCUUUCCAUUUCCAUGAUGCCUUUGAUGCAUAUCCCAAAUUGCUUUGCAAGUAGCAUCCGCCAUUUUAACUGCGGGAAUGAUUUAAUCUUCAAAAGGUAAGAAUUAUUUGUUUUUUUGCUUCCAUUUUGCUACUUUUAAUCGCGUUAAACAAUAUUUUUUAUUGUUGAGGUGCUAGGUGUAGGUUAAAAGAUUUUUCAUCGUUGAUUAGUUGAUUAUUUUAAUGAGCUCAUGAUCUAAAGAAAAUUGUUCUUUAUAAUCUCUGUAAGUUUUUUGUGAAAAUGGAAAACAAUAGUCCUUGUUUUUAUAACCAAUCCAAUCUUUAAUUAUAAAUUGUAAAGCAAUUACCCUUUUUAGAUAUACAUAUACUGUAUAUAUAGAGAAUUCCCCGGUGUGCUUGCUUUAGUAACACUUGAAAACAUUUUGUCGGUAAAAUUGUGAUAGAUAGUUUUCCUCCUCUAAAAUAUUAGAUAUGGCGGAUUCUGAAGAUGAGGCACAAGAAGCCAAGAAGGGAAAAGUAGAAAGGACUUCCAGGUCCACAUAUGAAAGUGUAGACUGGCCAAUAUGUAUAUUUUGCCAAAAAAAGAAGUACAAAGGCGUAAAAGAGCUUAUAAGUGUUGCCAGCUUUGAUUCUUGUCAAGCGAUUGUAGAUGCUGCCAUUGCUCGUGAUGACCAGCGAUUGCUUAUAAAUAUCAAAGGCGUUGAUUUCAUAGCGAAAGAAGCGAAGUAUCAUGGAAAAUUUCGAAGCAAAUAUGUCAGUAAGACAAACCCAAAAUGUCUCAGAUACAAGGAAGACAAUGAAGAGGAGGAGGAGUGUGUAUAUUCCGCAGCGGUUGCUAUGUUAGUGGAUGAAAUUACUCCUGGAUUAUCUGAAGGAAAGAUUUAUGACAUGAGCUAUUUGCUAGACCGCUAUAAGCAGGUAUUGAAAGUCAAAGGCACUUCUUGCAGCAAUUAUCGCAGCGAAAAGCUCAAAAGAAGAAUGAGCGGCCAUUUCUUAGACCAAAUAGUCAUCGAGAAGCUGAAAGACCCUUCGAAGCCCGAAUUAAUUUAUUCCAGUCAUUUUUCAGUUACAGACAUAGCAAAAACAUCUGUCUCUCAGCAUUCCAGUGAAAAUUUUGAAGUCGAUGAGGACAUGAGACAGGAAAUGGAACAGGAUAAAGCUACCAUUUUGUACCAAGCAGCACAGAUAAUAAAGAAUGACAUCAAACAGUGCAAUGGUAUUUCAAUCAAGCCAUUGUGUGUAUACGAUGUGUCCAUAGAGAAGGGCAGGUGUCUAAUACCGGAAAGCCUUUACAGUUUUCUUUCAGAGGUUAUCUCUAGGCAAGACAAAAAAGCUACUAACGUGUCGGAUGGAUCUACUCUUAGUGCUGAGAAAGGAAGACGCGUAGUUAUGCAAGGUAAGGAUAUAAUUCAUGCCGCGUCCAAUAGUCAGGUGAAAACAUCGAAACACAUAGGUUUGGCAGUCACCGUACAUCAUUUAACAGGGUCUAAGGAAGUCGUUACUUUGUUAAACAGAAUUGGGCACUGCUCUUCAUAUGAUGAUGUCGAAAUCGUAAGCACAGCGUGGGCAAGAGAGAUGGAGGCACGGAGCCAACAAACUAGAGUAGUCAUCCCAUCAAACAUUACCGCCGGCCCAUUUUUCCAAUUCGCUGCCGACAAUAAUGACUUCAAUGAGGAAACUCUAGAUGGCAAACAAACCACACACGCCACAACGCUAGUAGUGUAUCAGCGUCAGCCCUUUGGACCCCAACUUCCACCGAAGAUCCAGGCCGACCACUCCUCUAGGAGACGAUCUUUAGAGCAGUCAGUUCAGGGUCAACUCAUGCACGAGUGCAGUGUGCAUGGUAAGCGUCCUGCCUUGACCUCAUUCGUAGGAAGGGCAGAAGAGAGCUUUGAAUUAAGAGAGGAUUGCACAACAACUUAGAUUGUAAGAGAACUGGCAUGGUUUCUGCUCAGGCUCAAUAGAAAAAACGUAUUGAAGGCCGAUGAUACCUAUGGAGAGCAAUCAGUUUCCGAAUGGAGCGCAUUCAAUGUCGAAAUGUCUUCCAUCACGUUCCCUCGUACCGUCAUUGGGUACUGCCCGAUGAUUGCUGGAUCGCCAACAGAGUACAGUACCAUCUAUACGGUACUUAAAACAGUGCAAGAAAUGUCCAAACAUCUCCAGCAGAGCACUGCAGUAAUCACAUUUGAUCUGGCAAUUUAUUCCAAGGCAAAGGAAAUCCACUGGCGUUAUCUAGAAGAGUUCCAAAACCUGGUGAUUUGCUUAGGGGGAUUUCACAUUGCCCUCAAUUAUUUGGCCUUGAUCGGAAAGAUGUUCCAGGAGAGUAGCUUAGAGGAUGUGUUUAUAGAGUCUGGCCUCUACGGAUAGAGCUCUACUAUGACACUAUUGCAGGACAAAUCGUGUAACAGGGGAAUUAGAGGACGCAAAUUGAUUAUGGAGGCACUACUGCGUUUGAAAUGAGACGCAUUUUGCUCCUGGGUUAGUAAAGGAGGAGGUGGAGAAGUCGAAAGGGAAUGAGGUCCGAUUCUAAAUCUUGUUGACUCUGUCAUAGAGCGCUACAGAACAGCAACAACAGCUGAGGAGAAGAAAGAGACCUAUUUGCUCCUUUGUAACACCGCCACUCGCGUUGAGGACUUAUUGACACGGUUUAAACAAGAAACGUCAUCGAAACUUUUCAAGUUUUGGGACAAGUACAUCGAGAUGAUUCUCCUUCUCCUAGAGUUCAUUCGAGAAGAACGAGAGGGUGACUGGGAGCUACAUCUAAAGGUUACAACAAAGAUGAUUCCUUAUUUUUUUGCAAUGGAUGGCUUGAAUUUAUCCCGGUGGCUACCCGUGUAUAUUGUGGAUAUGCGCAGUCUGCAAGAAAAAGCUCUAGAUGUCUACAACGAGUUCCUUAGAGGAAACCACACUUUCAGCAGGUCAACGUCACAGUCAUUUAACCAAGUCUGGACGGACAUAGCUCUCGAACAGAGCAUUAACCUUGACAGUAAAACUAAAGGUGGCGUAAUCGGUAUUACGCAAAGGCCAAGCGCUCUCCAAAAAUGGUUUUUGACAGCACACGAGAGAACAGCAACCACGACUGCUACCAAAAGGAUGAUAGAUUUGGAUGAAUCUACAAGAAGUUCACACAAGGAAUCAUCAAAAGUCACAGUUCAAAGAGACGAAAAUGACAUCAAGAAGGUCAUACACACUCUGCAGACAGUGAUGUCUAAUCCGUUCGAUGAAGAUGCGUACAGAGAGGACGUUCCACUAAUGAACCUUGCUACGGGAGUAGUUAUGCUAGAGGAGAUAUCAGAGCAACUUGUUGAUGCCCAAUGUCUAGGAGCAGCGAGGAUGGAGUUAUUUGUGAGCAUGCGUAUCAAUACCAAUGAAGUUGCGUUUUGGGAACCGAUGGAAAAGAUGAACAUAAAAACCUUUGCAAGUUUGUCAAAGAAAGCAAAGGUUAAGUCCGUGGAUGAGAAGCUUGUAACAGUAAACGCGGACAACUUAACUUGUUUGGGCGGCUUUUGAUAGCUUCACAGUCAAGGGAUAUCGACUUGAGAGAAGUGUUAAAGUACUAGCUGGACUCUGUCCCUUGGGCACUGGCUCAUCCUGAUGGAUCGUUACGGAAAACUACUAAAAGUGUGUUCUUGGGGAUACUCGAGGAACAAGUACAAGCGCUACCUAGACUACCAGUAGAUGACAGAAUGUCAACUGCGUAUGUCAUAGAUGGCAUGGCAGUGGUGCAAAUGAUGAAGAACGCAGGCUCGGCCACGUUUGGAGAGCUUGCUAACAAGUACUUCCAGUUGAUAACCGCGCAUCUCGGAAAUAAUGGCUGUAAUCGUGUGGAUGUAGUUUUUGAUCGCUAUGACAAGGAAGACUCGAUCAAGGAAGCAGAGCGUGCUCGAAGGGGAUCAUCAUCAAGCUUUGAGGUGCGAAUAUCGGGCCCAUCCACUCCAGUUCCCGAGAAGUGGCAAAACUUCAUCUCCAACACUGUGAACAAGACCAACCUAAAGGCGUUUCUUGGGAGUACGUGGAAAGAGAUGGCAAAGACAAGGCUUGCAGGGGACCAGAAAUUGGUGUUGGCAGGGUGUUUCAUUCACAGCGAUGACACGUUCGCUGUCACUCAAAAUCAAGAAACUCCUUUGCUUCAUUUAUCAUCCGAUCAUGAAGAGGCUGACACGAGAAUGCUUUUGCACGCAAGUGACUGUUCAAAACUGCUAAGAUGAUAAAAAUGGCUUGGGUUUCAGCGGAUUUAAUCAGCAUUGAUAACUGGUCGAAGUGAAUCAAAUAUACCAGUUGAGACUGUUUUGGAAUUUAACAGUUGUCUAGCCUGGUAUCAGGGGCACCCAACGAGGAUAUAGUUCAAAACCACUAAACAUAGCAUUGUUGAACGUAGCUUAGUAUUCAAACGGUAGAUAUAGGGAUAUGUUUAUCCCCUAAAAACUUUUCAUCUGUUCGGAUCUCCUAGCUGAAAGUCGAGUGAUCCGAAAAUUAUAGGGAUAAAAACUUACCUUCUCGAAAACUUUAGCCAGGAAAAGGCUCCCGAAAAUUCUAGGUGGCCUUUUUUAGGGUCAAAAUCCGUUAAAAAUGGGUAAUUAUACCAUUUUGUCGAUGUUCGAAAAUCCUAGGAGAGGCAGGCAAGCAAGAAAUUUUACAACAAAUGCUCCGAAAAUUCUAGAUCUCAAAUCGUCUUCCGAACAGAUAUUUUCCCGAAAAUUGCCGUUGGGUGCCCCUGUGGUAUUAACGCGAGAUCAGUGUAAACCAAUUCCUCCGGCUGUCGACUGUUGACCGGAAUCGCAAAGAGGCCUGCUAUCGCAUGCGAGGCACUGAAGUUAUGUCGCCUGAAAAUUAUAGUUAUGCCACCGGAAUAUUUAUUAUCAGACGUAUUAUUUUCAGAGAGAGAAUUGGCCAACGGCAACACGGCAGAAACUUUUGGUUUCAAAAAGCUUAAUGAAGAAAAGAUUCGAUUUCUGUCGUCAAUCUUGCGCCAUAAGUUUGAUUAAAAACAGACGGCAACCACAACAAAGAGGAUGAUUACGGAAUUUGGACAAUAAGACUGAAGCAUACGCAAUGAAAUAUUUCAAGAAGAACAAAUUUGCAUACUUUGUUUAGAUACCGGUUUCGCUUUUUCUGUUUCUGAUUUUGCAAUGCUAAUAAAGUUCUACCCAAAUCCAGUAGGUCCCACCGUUCAUUGCUUAUACUUUUCAAGUGACAACGUUUUUUCAAUCAGAUACUAUCGCUGCGGUCGCUGAGGUAGAACUUUUUCUUUCUUGAUAGUUACCAAAAAAGGGUGCCGUUCAUAAUCAUUUACGAUUCCUUUUUGUAGAGGAAAUAUAUUUAGCUCAUAAGUAACAGGCCUUGCGUGCUUUUGCGCACACUGAACCGUGUUGUGCUUUUUCGCACGGAUCUUUUGUUUGAAAACUUUAACACGCUCUUUUGUUCGACUUGCUCACGCUUAAUUGUCUCAAGCGUGUCCUUUGAAACAAAAGAAAUUGCUAAUGAGGCAAGAUUGCAAGGGUGCUAAAGCGUGUUAAAAUAAAUUCUUUUGUUUUAAAGUGAAAGCGGGUCGUGCGCGUGCUUUCACCUUUAGCAUUAAAAUCCUGUGGAGGGUCACAUUUGUCGCGGAAGUCAAAACAUCCGUCAUUAUUGACGUUAGACCCCAUGGACAGAGUUUCCUUAUAAACCGUUACCGUGGCAACGCCAAAAAAGCAAAAAAUACAUCUGAGAUUGUAGCUCUUAUGGAUUAACACGCGUCGGCCAAAUACUAACCCAUUUGCCCAGUUAAGUAAAAAGAUAUGAUUUUUCAAAGUUUUAACCCUAUACGAAAAUGAUGAAAUUUGAUGCUUCAAAAUACCCCCCACCCCCCUCAGAAAUCGCAGCGUACCAAGUCAGUGACCCCACAAUUUGUAGAUCCGAAUGUCGAAUAAGUGAUCUGUGGGUAUUUGGCUAUCAGCAUCUGUUGUCAAACCUUUUGUGUGGUGGGGGUGAUACGAUGUUGUAUUUUUUCCGGCCUAUGCUCCUCGACUAUAAGGUCUACCAGGCAGACAACCCGUGGUCAUGCCAGAUCUAAAGCCAUAUUGAUAAGGUACCAAAAAAGAUUAACUAAAGACUGCACCUCUCAAAAUGUGCUAGCGGUCGAAAUACAUAUCUCAACUGCAGCAGAGUAUAAUAAUGACAGGUGUACCUUAUCAUAGCCGAAGGAUAUUCAUGAUCGCUCAAAAAUUUUAUUUAAUGCUGAAACUACAGAUUGGGGCGAUAGUUAUUGCAUGAGGAACGAGAGCGUUGUUUAAAGGUAUAACUUCGCCACUUUGCAAAUUAUCUGGAAAUAUGCCAUGUUCAAGUGACAAAUUUAUGAUAUGUGUCAGCGGUCGACUAGCUUAUCAUAGCCGAAUGAUUUCCUGGUGUCGAUACAUGUACUGUCUGAAGCGAAAGGUUGAAUUUUUCCUUUUCACAUAGGUUGAAAACUGGCGAUCCGCUUCAGGCAAUUUAGAUGCAAGUUCAGUUAAAAUAUUGCAUAAGUACUUGUUAAUAGCAAUUGAUAAUGAAGAUGGUUGCUGAAGAUUUUUAUCCUUAACUUUCAAAUUGUCAAUUUUCGAUGAUGGCUGUUUUAUAUUAAUUAUUAGGUUAUUAUCGCACAUUUUCUUUGUUUCCGUGGAGUCCUAAUAAGUGCACCAUCGUAGUAUAAGGUUCGAAGGGCUUUAAUCUGAUUGAGAGAAUUGUGUUUCGGUAAAUUUUUAUGUUGAUUGUAAAAAUAAAUAUUUCAAGUUGUCAGCCAUUUUCUAUAGAGCCCUUCGCGAACUUUAAUUGAUUUUAAAAACUUAAAUUGAUCUUACGAACUUCAAUGUGCACUUUACGAUCUUUAAUCUACACUCCUCCAAGAGAAGUGGAGCGAGCGGCCGUUAGGUGGCUAGCGAAGCGAGUUUACUAUUUUGACGAGCGCUCAGCGAGUGGAUCAUGCUAGAAUUGCAAGCAGAGUGUGAUUUUACUUUGGUCAUAAAUAAUUCUUUCUAUUGGUUUGGUAUCCGCAGUUGCCUAGCAACAAACCAUAAACAAACUCUAAAAGACGCCAUUCAGCAUGACGUACGUUAUCGUGUAUUUUGGGUUUCCAGGCAUGACAACGACUUGGGAUAAUUUCAGUUUACUGUACGUUGGCGAAUCGCAAAGUAUUUCUGAGGCAUAUAACAGCGGGCUGCAAACACAGCUCCGCAAGGUUCAAACAGUGUGAAUGGCAGAGAAAAAUACUUUAAGGCCAUUUUAUUUUUAUGAAACAACCCAUAAGUUAAUCCUUAAAAGCAAUUAGCGUAACACUAACUGGAUCAUCCGGAGAUCCGUUCACACAAAUUAAAUUGGCUAAGGACAUAAGAAAAUCAACAUAAAAUCAAUUUCAAAUUGGGGCACAUUUUGUUUUUUUUUUUACGUCGUGGUCAAAAUGCAGAAAACGUCCAUAAAAACUUUAUAGGUACAAAAAUUCUCUUUUAAAAACGUACUUUCCUUAACCAUAGAGUACAUGACAUACCUGAAGCUUCUUCAAACAUCUCGCUGCCUUGGUUGGUUUAAAACAGGGCGUAAGAAGCUUAGCUGUGAUGCACGGGUCUGGGUACUACCGAAGAGACUAAACAAUAUGGCGGACAUUAUACUGGACCGUCAGAGAGAUUAUCCAGCGGACGUUAGCCAUUAUCCUGUGGCAUUCAUUUCUGCAAGCAAUAGCGAAGGAACAAAUUAUGUUUUCUCACUUCCGUUUUCUGUUUUGUUUAAUUUUUUUCCUCAAGAACAAAUAUCUGUAUUGCAUAUUGUUUCACCUCCGUGAACUGUAAAUUUCGUGCCUUGGUAAGAAAAUGACAUCACAACUCAGAUGAUAGCUCUGACAUUAUUUUUAGACUAAUAUUAUCGGUUCUCUGCUUCAGUUUAUUAACGAGUUGUGUAAUUCACCAUCUGCUAUAUAUAUAUAUAUAUGGCAUUUAUUUUAUGCUGCCCAGUUUCAAGGCUAGAUGAUCUGUUUUCACUAUUAAAGUUUGGAUUUGUUGGUGUACAUCAGUAUUCUUCUCUAAACAACUUAUUGAGCUAUCUCCAAUAUUGAGCAUUGCAGUUGGACAGAUUGAGAAAACUAAAUUCCUGGUAAAUUUAAAAUAUCAUAAUAUCAUCAUUAGUUUUUUUAUCUUGCACCCUAAUACUACUGUGCAAUGAAGAAUAAGUAUGUGAAAAAAAAAUUCACUGCCCUUGAAAACCCAACAAAGAGGUUGCAAGAACACAAGUAACUAGCCCAGCAAAUAUUUUUGUUUGAUAAUAACAGCUUUUUGUAAUGAAAUGGUCACUGAAAACUACCCAUGCAAGACAUACUAAGAAACUUAAAAGAAACUAAGCAUUCACUAGUCUUACAUUGAAACCAAACAUUGCUAGGAGAUACAUCUUACAGAUGCAACAUAAACCAUGUAUGUAACAUACAAAUUCAAAAGUAUAUAAUAUGCAAACAAGAAAAUUAUACAGAAUUAUGCACAAAUGAAGUAGAAAUGACCUGUAACACCUAUUAAACCAUUGAAAAACAAACUUGUUAGUGUGACCAGCAACCCUAGCACACUUGCACUUCAUGUCCAGUAUGAUUCAAUUUCAUUAUUGGUUAAAUUUAUUAACUGCAGCCAGGCUUAAUCAAACUUGACUCAAAAAUACUUUUCUGUUUUCUUGUAACUACAAUAUAUAAUAUUAAGAGAGAGAGAGAGAGGGGGAGAGAGAGAGAGAGAGAGGGAGAGAGAGGGAGAGAGAGAGAAAAAGAGGAUAUAAUGCUAGGACAAUCAAAAGAUAACGCACCUCCAGGAAAUCGAGUUGGUCUCUAGUCUACUAUUCUUCAUUCAUUUUCUUUUAAUCUCUAUACUCUCCAUUAAUACAGACAUUUUUUGCCAGUUCCAAUAGUUUCCAUCUGAGAGCUGACUGUGGUUUGUGUUGUUUAUGUAAAGACUGUCACACGAGAUAAUUCGAAUGCAAUUUUCUAGAAGAACGUUAAAAAUAGUCAGAACCUUCUUGGGUCGCGGUUCUGUUACUAACUAAAAUUAUUUACCAUCAUAGUGUAUACUGAAAAAUGGAAAAUCGCUAAAUCGGGCGACUGAAAUGUUUUAUUUUACUAACAAGCUAAACGCUAACGUACAAAAAAACCCCUUGCUAUCGCCAUAAAUAUAAUUAUAUGAAGUCGUCACUUCAGAAGUGAAAAAACCUUGAAGGUUCAUGAAAGUUCACUCUAAAAAUUUGCAUACACAAACAAAAUUUAUAAAACCAUUACAUAUUUUUUUUGUGGCCGUUUAUUGUCAUUUGGUUUUGACUGGCAAGAUAAAACGCGACCGUCAACCUGUAAUACACGACAGGCCGUUUUGACACUAAAUAAACAUAAGAGGCAAAAAAACACCUUAACUUAUAAGACUAACUGUAAAAUAUCACCUAAAUGUUUUCUGUACAUCACAUAGAAAUAGGCCAAAUAUCAAAUCUAAUUAUAGACUGCAGCGAUCUUAAGAUAUAAAGCAAAAAAUCCGAACCUACCUCCAGCUAGACGGCGCCAUUUUUCUUGCCCUGAGAGGAAAGCGAACUAGUUCCAGCCCUAGUCCGCAACACAGCUAAACCAGAGAGCGUGUAUGAGCGUUUCAACGCCCUGGUUCAAAACAAGCCAAGGGCUCCGCCGUGACAGAAACAACGUUGAAUUCCUCGAAAGACAUUUCAUAACGAAAAACUUUCGUUUGUCUACAAAAGGAAAACUGAACAUUCUUUUGAACUCCCUCUUUCCAUUUGUGGCUUUUAUCAGCUUUUUUUCAAUUCUAAGGGGUUGACCAUUUGACUUUUGUUCGGGGUAUGGGUGAUUUUAUAGUUUGUGUAAGAACUUUUUCCCAUACCUCUGGAGUUACGAAUAUUUUCCCCGACAAAUAACGGUGUAAGAUUUUUUUUUCAGCAUUAUACGCCAUGAUCGAUAUUUAUUCAGCGUAUGAUAUUAUAUUCCCCAGUUAUUUCCUCGCCAGCUUUUUCUCCCCUCGAAAUCAGUAUGAAGGAUUCUUUUUUUUCUGAAAUCACCCUUAACUCUCUCAAAAGUCAAAAAAUCCAACAACCAUUUGCUCAGUAGACAAAUUCUGAUGUCAAUCAUUUCUAAAGCCUUUUGAAACAAUAGGGGACAAAACCCGAGGGGGAGGGAGGAAUUCAUUUCUACUUACCCUCACCCGGAAAGAACAUACGGACGUACGGUGACGACAUGAUCAAUUUUUUCGCAUCGAUAUGGUCUCCGCUCUCGCGCGCUAAGCGCGAGCGCUCGGAGGCUUCGCUAUAAACCUCUCGAGAAAAAUAAUAAAUGUCUUAUUGGACGGUUUAGUGUGUAGUAUCGUGGGAUAUUUUUACUGGUCUCGUAAAAAGGUCCCUCGAUGCUACACACUUAUCCGUCCAAUAAGAUAUUUAUGUAAUAACUGUUGCAGAAGCAGUACCUUCUUUCACCGAGGAACCAUUAAAUCCUUCACCAGUCAAUGAAGGGGGCAACAUAACUCUUCGUUGGACCUACGACAUUGACGGCACCUUUCGAGGUUCAGAAUUUAUAUUUCUACGUAAACGCCAAACAAUAGCAGCGAAAGAUAGCAACGGCUUGGCUGUAAAUGCUGCAUUCUCAGACCGUGUUCAAGUGUUUAUAUCAGAAAGUGAAGCAACUUUGACACUUCUUCAUGUGAACAGAUCAGACGAUGGAGAUUAUGUGCACCGGAUGUGGAAUUAUGUCUUGGGUCUUGCAGCAAGUGUUAUCAACGUCUUUGUCCAGUGUAAGUAG